CCCACGGCGACCCAGAUUCGUCCAAUCCGAAUGCUUCUAUCCUGAGAUUACGGGGUGGACUAAAGUGUCCAAGGAAAAAUCGGCUUGCAUCGUGAGCACUGGUGAGAGAUCAAAGCUUUUACUUCUUCAUAACAGCAUCUAUAAGUUAGAAAUUCAGAAGUCGUGACGUACCGCCCAGUUUCUUCAUUACUCUGCAACGACAGCUAGCCAUCAACCCGCAGCAUCCUAAUUUGGCAUCAACAUCUAGCAUCAACAUGCCUUUGCCUACAGGAGUCUACCGCGCCGACCAGGUUGGCUCACUUCUUCGACCAAAAGAGAUCCUCGCCGCCCGUGAGAAGGUCGCAGCGGGAGAUCUGACCAACUCGGAUCUGCGCCAACUUGAGGACAAACACAUCGCAGAUGUCGUGCGCAAACAGCUCCAGGCUGGUCUCCGAUCAAUCACUGACGGCGAGUUCCGUCGUGCCUUCUUCCACCUCGACUUCCUUCAGCAUCUCGACGGCGUCGAGGUCCAAGGCAGUCUCUUGUCCACGAACAAGUCCAAGGGCGGUAUGAUGCCUCCUCGACUCGUAGUGACAGGCAAGCUCGGCCACAGCAAACCCAUUCAGGUCGACGACUUCAAGUUCCUCGAGCGUCAGAUCGCCGAGGCAGGCGGCGAAGGCACUUUUGGUAAGGUCAGCACGAAGGUGGCUAUCCCUAGCCCGACGAUGGUCCAUUUUCGUGGUGGCCGAGAAACGAUCGACAUCAAUGCAUACCCUUCGUUAGACGAUUUCUUCGAAGACCUUGCGCGGGUGUACCAGGAGGAACUGCAGGAUUUGUAUGACGCUGGCUGCAGGUUCGUCCAACUUGACGACACGAACCUGGCCUAUCUGUGCGAUCCCAAGAUGCGGUCUGAAGCGGAGACCCGGCAUGGUAGUGAUGCGAAGCAGUUGGCCAGCCAGUACGCCAGCUUGAUCAACAAGGCCAUUGCGAAGAGGCCGAGUGACAUGACGAUUGGGAUCCAUUUGUGCCGCGGGAACCACAGAAGCCAGUGGUUCGCGCAGGGCGGGUACGAGCCUGUGGCGGAAGUGCUAUUCAAGGACUUGAACGUCGACGUGUACUUCCUUGAGUAUGAUGAUGCGAGAAGUGGUGAUUUCAGUCCACUCCGACACUUGCCGGAAAAUAAAGUCGUUGUGUUGGGUGUGAUGACGAGCAAGACGGGCGACCUGGAUAAUAAAGAGGCCAUGGUGCAGAGACUGAAUGAGGCAAGCAAAUAUUGCAAGCGCGGGCUGGACCAGCUGUGUCUUAGCCACCAGUGCGGGUUCAGUAGCACGAUGGAAGGGAAUGAGCUGAGUGAGGAGCAGCAGUGGGCGAAGAUCAGGCUUGAGGUUGAGAUUGCAAAGAAGGUCUGGGGCGAGGAUAUUGCGCAGUAAAGAGGGAUUGCAGCAUUUCUCAGGCCACGAGCGUGAAUGAAUAUUCAACCGCUAGAGGAUAUUGAACAGGGGCCAUCCAGGGGUAGCAUUUGCAUCUAGGAAGGAAGCAUGACAUCGCACUUCAACAGUGUGACAAAGCAAAUACUAUUGAU
Exophiala xenobiotica is the source of this 1561-nucleotide messenger RNA. RefSeq lists its product as uncharacterized. The record is from RefSeq and is a predicted model, not a curated record. Bases 255 to 1409 code for a protein of 384 amino acids. Gene Ontology annotation, molecular function: 5-methyltetrahydropteroyltriglutamate-homocysteine S-methyltransferase activity; zinc ion binding. Lineage: Eukaryota; Fungi; Ascomycota; Eurotiomycetes; Chaetothyriales; Herpotrichiellaceae. The transcript has a single exon.